Molecule: messenger RNA, 3617 nt
Organism: Nezara viridula (southern green stink bug)
Lineage: Eukaryota; Metazoa; Arthropoda; Insecta; Hemiptera; Pentatomidae
Source: the annotation of a GenBank genome assembly
AUGACGAAGCGAAGUAACGGGCGUUCUGGAGCUGGCCGUUAUAACCUCCGCGUCCAAGUACCCUCGAAUGAGUUGUUCUCCUUCUUAGUUUGGAGUCCUAGCGAAGCAGACUUCUCCCGUUUGGACAAAUCUGAUGUUUAUGGAAACAAUGACUUGGCUUUUCGAAUCGCUGAGAGGCAUUUGGGAAUUCCAGCCCUUUUGGAUGCCGAAGAUAUGGCAGAAUACGCUGUGCCUGACAGGCUCUCUAUUCUGACUUACCUCUCACAAUUUUACCAAGCAUUCGCAUCAAAUAAUUCAUCUCCCGUUAAGAAACCAUCUCCCGAAUCCCCUGACGGAUCUCUGGUGUCCCUCGUCCAGGGUAAUGUACAGCCUUCUCCCAAAAUGGAGAAACCAGUGCGUUGGAGAGAGCCUUGCAUCGUCUGUAAACAGCCUGUGUUCAUUGCUCAGAGGCUGAGGGUGGAAGGUCGCCUAUAUCACAGAACUUGCUUCAGGUGCGCUCGCUGCGGAGCCCAACUGAGCGCAGCCGACUACUACGAGACCUGCUCCGGAGACUACGUUUGCGAGACCUGCCCGGAUGAGAUGCCCGUACCAGAGAAAGCUGUGACCGUUGUCCCUUUGCAAGAGACCAUGGAACCACCACCACCUCCAUUGCCCACGGUUCCGCCCCCCAGUGCGCCUCCCGAACCGCCACCGUCCCUCGUAGCCAUGAGGAGGCUGAUGUUCGAUACAGAUGAUGCAAAGCUCGGAAAACAUGACCAUAUUGUAAAUAACACUAGGAUAAUAAAUAGUAUAAAGAAAGAUCUCUCUAAAAAUGAUGAUACUAGAUCACGUGUGGACUUAAUUGAUAGCGAUAACAAGAAAAUUGUAAAUAGUAGUUUAGAUAAGCCAGGAGGAGAUUCUGGAGAGAAUCUCGAAGCCGAUAGUAAUGCUACUAAUAGUGAAGCUUUAGUUCAAAUUGUAAAUAAUUCUACCAUUCCUGCUUGUUCUAAUAUCUCUGUUUCCCAAAGAAUGGAAGACCCUGGACAAACCAGUCCUGAAACAAGUGAGAAAAAGGAUAGUAGCAAUAAGUUAAUUUCAAAUCCUGAAGAGGAUCAACCUUUAGAUAUAAGUGACAAUGCCCCUAGCUUUAAUGACAACCUUAAUAUAUCAAAUAUAGAAAAUACUUCGUAUUCUGAUAGUGAUAGUAAUCAGGCCAACACGACAAUAACUUUUAUUGUGACAGAAGACGAACCCUCUGAUGUUGCACCCAUGUGUGAUGUCGUCGAUGUGGUUGAAGCAAUCAAUACCGACGUCGUAAUGUCUACUGAGGCUGUUAAUGAAGUGGCUAAUAUUGAAAAUGAUGAUAAGCAAAUCAUUGACGAAAAACCGUCCGAAGAUUACCCCGACGAUUUGAAUCCAUUCGAUGAAUCUGGCGAAGAAGAAAAGACUGAACAGAAAACUAGUACGAAUCCUUUUGGUUCCGACAGUGAAGAAGAAGAGGUGACAGAAGUUAUGAUGAAACCUCGACCUCGAACUUCGAGUACGAUCAAUACUUCUCUUCAAAUUUCUAGGCCGGCGUCUACAAACCCAUUCGAUUCUGACGAUGAUGAAGAAGAAAUCAGACCAGAUUCACCUGAGCCAACACCGUUCCCUCGUCGUAGCAGGCUUCGGUCUAGCGGUAGAUCAAUUACAUCUCUUACGUCUAUAGCAUCCAGUACUUCCCCUAGGAAGAAGAGGCCUGCUCCUCAACCUCCAACACCAGGAACGUUGACUCCGUCUAGUCGCUAUUCCUCCAUUUCUUCCCUCGCUAGUAACAGGCCUAGAAAGAACAGACGUGCACCCUUGCCUCCAUCACUUCCAAAGGCUGCCAAUGAACCUGUUCAACCAUUGGAUAAGUCUGAAGAAUUGGCUGUAGUUCCUCAGAUAGAAAUAUCUAUAACAGCCGAGUCAGAACCACAGAGUUUAGAAACUACAGGGGAUAUUGCCAAUCAGAUCGAAGAAGGAAUGAAGAAAUUAAUUGAUGAACAUGAUAAAAUAGGUGAUGGUAUUGUUCAAAAUGAUGAGAAAGAGAAAAGAGAUUCGAUAGAUGAAUCCCCUAACGUAGAUUCAAUCAUCGAAGAGUUGAAAGUUUCAAAUAAGAACGAUGAAUUGGAAAAAUGUAGUAAUAACGAAGAAAAUAAACAAAUUCCUGAUUUGGAAGUGUCGUCCAUAAUUGCAGAAGUCAAUAAGGAUCCAAAUGUCGAAUUAAAUAGUGUGAUUUGUGAUAAAGCAGUAGAGAGAAUUAUCAAAUAUGAAAACAACGAUGCCAACAGUUUGGUAGAAGCUUAUAAUAAUGAGUUUAAAUCAGUAUCUAGAAACAAUUCAACUAUUAAUAGUUCUAUGAUUAAGUUUGACGAAAUGGUGCCGAUGAAACAUAGUACACCUGUUAAAGUCGACGUUUCCCGCGCCAAAGAGAAUUCGUUGGAAGAGAUGGCUUCUGCACACUCAUACUCCGGAUCAUUUUAUCCUUCCCCUUCUGGUUCGAUUGCAGACAGUUCUUCCUAUCAAGAGUCUACUCCGCCUUUGGAAAAGAAACACAAAGAUUCUUCCAAUAUGCACCGGAAGAUAUCAGCUCCACUUGCUCCAUUGCCGCAGCGGAGGAUUGUGAAACCAAUGGCUAUUCACAGGAUCAAACAGGAACUAGGCGACAUCGAAGUAAAACAACAAGAAUUGGAAAGGCAAGGAGUCUCCUUGGAACAGAAGAUCAGAGAAAAGUUUGAUUCAGAUGUCAGCAUAACACCGUACCUUGAGGAGUUAGUUCUUCAGCUCUUUGAACUAGUCAACGAAAAGAACGAACUAUUCCGGAAACAAGCUGAAUUAAUGUACCUACGGAGACAACAUCAAUUGGAAGAGGAACACGCAGAAUUAGAAUUUCAAAUCAGAUGUCUAAUGGCGAGGCCUGAAGUUAACAAAACUGAUACAGAUAAAGAACUAGAAGAAAAACUAAUACAAAGAUUAAUUGAAGUUGUUGAACGAAGGGAUGCCAUCGUACAGUGCCUGGAAAUGGAUAGGCUCAGGGAAGCAGAAGAAGACAAAAGUAUUCAUAAGCAAUUGGACCGAUUUUCUCAAGUAGCCAUAAUCGACGAACGGAUGAAAGUGACAAAAAAACAUAAAAAGAAGAAGGAUAAACACAAUUCUUUAAAAAUGCUAGAUAUGGAUAAAGAUUUAGACGAGUCCGAAAAAGAAUCGAAAAAGAAGAAAAAAUGGUAUACUUUACAUCCUAAAAUGGGAAAACAUUUAUAAUUUACGAUUAUCGUUGAUGUUAUGUUAAACGUUUUUAUAUUUUAGAACGAUUAAAUCAUUCUCAUUGUGAUCAUUUUCAUAUUAGCUUAUUGUUUUAAAUUUGUUAAUCGAAAUCAAGUUUUUAAGUGUCAUAUAAUUUUUGUUUUUUAUUGAUAAAAUAUUUAUUUUAAAUUAAUUGUAACUUAAAUUUAUUUAUGAUUUGUUCUUAUCACUAUUGGAGUAUAAGGUUUUUCUAUUAUUUUAUCAUUGUGUUGCCAUUAAAGUGUGAUAAGCCUUUUAAAUUUAAAGGCCUCAAAGUUUAUUAUGUGACUGAAUAUAUAGUUAUUGAAAAUAAAAUGAAAAUUAUUUUUUUUGAU